AUGGAUGAAAAUCGCCACCCCUCGAAUAACAUCGCAGGUGCUGAUGAAGGCCCUGCUCCGAAAAAAACCUGUCUUAUCGAUACGCCUAUCGUAGGGACCCCAGACAACGGCAGCGAUUUCUAUAAUACUCCCUUGGCUGCAGGCACACCAGACAUGGGCAUAACCAGCUUAAAUGAUGGAACCAGCACUACUGAACCCUCUACUUCCUCGAAGCCAAGCCAUAUGAUCCCCGGAUUGAACCUUAUUCACCACUCCUCUGAACAAGAAACUGGCUCGCACUUGACCGCACAGACAACCAAGCAAGAGCAAGAACAACCAGUGAACCACCAAGAAGCCGAGACAGAAACCAAACAAGAAGAAAUCCUGCAUAUCUCCCAGCCCGAGUCCACCGAGGCAGUGACGAAGGAGGAGACAGAAGCGAAUCAAAUCAAAAAUGAAACCACUGCUCCCCUCGAAGCCAUGGAUGUCGAGCAAGAUACCAACCAAGACAAUAUGAUCGAAGCCACUGGUCAGGCUGGUGACGGCGAAGAAGAGGAGCACCCUGAGUGGGAGGAAGACUCAUCGCCAUACGAGUCAUCUUCAGACAGCUCUGAUUCCUCGGACUCCGAUGAUAGUGACGAUGAAGACUAUCCUAUCCUCACUGCCGAGGAGCAAGCACAGAUUCUCAUGCGCGCGGAAGGUGGUUCCGAUGACGAAGGAGACGGCAAAGGGAAACCAGGUGGACAACUGCGAACCACCAACGAGAUCGAACAGGAGGUUCUGCCUGUACCUGAUGUUAAGAUCACCCCCGAGAUGAAGAUUGUGUUCCUGGGCAAAGUUCAUGCCGCUAUCGAUAACAAUGUCCUUAUCGAGGCUAAUACCUCUGGAGAAUAUCAGGUACUCGAGUCAGGCUCCUUGCUUUGCUCUGACGAUCGCGAGGUCAUUGGUGUAGUAGCAGAGACCCUGGGCAGAGUGGAGAAUCCUCUUUAUACCAUCACAUAUGCCACAGCCUCCGAAGUUCAGGAAAAGGGCUUAGUCAAGGGGAAGGAUGUCUUCUAUGUUGAGGCGCACUCCACCUUUGUGUUCACCCAGCCGCUCAAGGGCCUGAAGGGAAGUGACGCUUCCAACUUCCACGACGAGGAAGUUGCCGCCGAAGAGAUGGAAUUCUCCGACGAUGAAGCGGAGGCUGAGUACAAGCGGAAAUUGAAGCAGAAGCGACAAGAGCGAAAGGAAGCCAGAGAAGGCCCAAGAGGCAAGAAGCCGGCCCCAGGACCUUCGAAAUUGAAUCAGACCGAACUCAACUAUGACGAUGCCGGAGGUGAGGAGGGCUACACCCCUCUUGCACGCCCUACAAAUCUCCACGAGAUGAUGAAGACCCGCGAGCCACCGGUUGAAGGCAACGAGCGUGGUGGGUUCCGUGGCGGAAGAGGUCGUGGCCGGGGUGACCGGGUUGACCGUGGACGUGGAGGACGAGGCAGAGGUGGACGCGGAGGAAGGGAAUGGGAGGACCGUCGACCCCAGCAGGCCAGCGGCUCAACCCACGAGCCUCAGCCUCAGCUUCAACCUCAAGCCCAACCCGCUGCUCCUUACGGCCAGCCAAUGUACCAGCAGCCGCAGCAGCCAUAUGGAAUUCCUCAGCCCUUCGCCCAAUAUGCGCAAUACGCACAACAGCAAGCCCAGAACCCGCAACUCAUGCAACAUCAGCCGCAAUUCGGCCAAAGUGGAGCGCAACCACAGAUGCCCUUCCAGUUCUCUCAAUAUCCGGCCUUCCAACAACCGCAACCCCACAACUUCCCGAACAUGCAGCAGGGUGCUGCUCAAUUCAAUCCUCAAUCCAUGGCUAUGAUGCAGCAACAGCAGCAACAAUUCUUGCAGCUUCUGCAACAACAGCAGCAGUACCAACAGUCUCAGCACCAGCACCAGCAGCAACAGCCUCCCCAGGCCCAAACCCCAGCUAUGAACUUUGAUCAAGUCAAAGCCCAGUUGGAUCUGCUGCGAAACCUGAACGGCGGGAACCAGGGUCCUCCUCCUUCCUGA
Molecule: messenger RNA, 2016 nt
Organism: Penicillium vulpinum
Lineage: Eukaryota; Fungi; Ascomycota; Eurotiomycetes; Eurotiales; Aspergillaceae
Product: RNA-binding snoRNP assembly protein NAF1
Exons: 1
Coding region: 1-2016 (671 amino acids)
Biological process (GO): box H/ACA snoRNP assembly; pseudouridine synthesis; ribosome biogenesis
Cellular component (GO): sno(s)RNA-containing ribonucleoprotein complex
Molecular function (GO): RNA binding
Source: RefSeq, a predicted model, not a curated record